Cannabis sativa is the source of this 1558-nucleotide messenger RNA. RefSeq names its product GDSL esterase/lipase At4g10955. Gene Ontology annotation, biological process: lipid metabolic process. The transcript has 3 exons. NCBI's taxonomy places the organism in Eukaryota, Viridiplantae, Streptophyta, Magnoliopsida, Rosales, Cannabaceae. Bases 274 to 1311 code for a protein of 345 amino acids. The record is from RefSeq and is a predicted model, not a curated record.
AGUCAAUUGAUAUUACUUUUCAAUUUCUUUCUUCUGUUUUCUUAUAUUAAUCUAUGAUGUCAUGUAGUUUUGGCGUGUAAAGGUGUAAAUGUUGUUUUGUUUUUGUUUCAUUUGAUCUUUUUUACAUUUGAAAAUUUUCUUCCCAAAACACCAACCUUUCAAUUACAACUUAUAAACCCUUUUCUUAUUGAUAAAAAUUCAAUCUUUUUGUUCGUUCCUAUCUGGGUUUUGUUUUUUCUGGCUGUGAUUUCUUCGAAGAACAGUGUGGUGUUAAUGAAAAUGGCAUCUGAGAGAGAAUGUUUUGACCUUUCUGGACCACUCCAUCUAACUUCCAUUGAUUGGGAGAAUGAAAAUCACAGAAGGUCUGUUGCAGCGAGUUUAGUUCAAGGUGUCUACAUUCUAGAACGAGAUCGCCAGGAGAAACGGUUAGGUGACCAGGCCAUUGCGCCUCCAUGGUGGGAGUUUUUUCACUUUCAGCUGUUUCGUCAACUAGUAGACGAUGCUGAUUCUUCCAUCUUCGGUGCAAUUUAUGAAUUCAAACCUCCAACAGCUCAGUUUAACCACUCAUUAGAUGGAAGCCCGAGAUAUGUAAUAGCUUUUCGUGGUACCUUAACAAAGCCAGGCUCAUUUUCAAGGGAUAUUGAGUUGAACAUUCACUUCCUUCAGCACGGACUUCACAGAACAUCUCGUUUUGAGAUAGCAAUUCAAGCAGUACGAAACAUGGUUGCAUUGGUAGGCGAUUCAAACGUUUGGUUAGCUGGCCAUUCCUUAGGAUCAGCAAUGGCAAUGCUAGCCGGGAAAAACAUGGCCAAGACAGGCAUUUUCCUCAACUCUUUCCUUUUUAACCCCCCUUUCUUUUCUGCCCCCGUCGAGAGAAUCAAGGAUAAGAACAUCAAACAUGGAAUUCGGUUUGCUACAAGUGUGAUCACAGCAGGACUUACCAUUGCCAUGAAGGCUACUCAGCAAAGGGGUCCCUCUGAAGAUCCAUUUACAGCUCUUUCGGCAUGGACUCCUUAUCUAUUUGUGAAUCCUGCCGAUCACAUAGGCUCAGAAUACAUUGGAUAUUUCGAACACAGGAAGAAAAUGGAUGAUAUAGGAGCUGGAGCUAUUGAGAGGUUGGCAACUCAAAACUCAGUUGGGGGUCUGUUUAUGAAAGCAAUAGGCAAAGAAUCAGAGCCAAUGCACCUCAUUCCUUCGGCGAACUUGGUUAUUAAUACAACGCCAGCCCGGGAUUUGAAAGAAGCUCAUGGAAUUCAUCAAUGGUGGAGAGACAAUAUGCAAUUGGAAUCCAAGCUUUAUAGCUACAGAUAAGAUCAUUUAAUUUGUUUUGGUACUGUGUGAUUGUUUGAUAAUGUUGUCUUGUUACAUUGGGUAGUCAAACAUCAUAUGCAGAUGUUUUUUAUGUUUAUUCCUUUUGUUAUGGUAUCAUUUGUUCAAUCAUUGGUAGUUGUUAAUAUUAUCUCUAUAUUCAAGUUUAUAAAGCUAAUGAAUUUGUAUUUUUUUACCUACUACUAUUGAUUGAAUUAAAGUCUCAUGCUUGCAUGUGUAUUAUUAUUAU